GUUAUGUAAGCUUUGCGGUAGAGAUACACGGAAGAGUUGUAUCCUUUAUCGACAAACAUAUAUAAAAAGAAAUCUACUUUUACUUUAUUCUUUAAGGUGUUGAGAUGUAGUAAAAUGUCCAUGAACGCUGGUGAGGUAAUGGAGUUGGUAUGCGACGACACUCAUCGUUUAGUCACAAUGGCCGAUCAAUUUCUUCCCAACUUAGUUCGACAAACAGCUAAAGUCAUCGUUUACAUUACUUGGCUAUUAUAUUUUGUCGGCUGGAAUUUUGUGCCAGGUCUAGGAGUAUUUACGAUCCUCGCAUUAUUUCGCCUAUGCAUGACAAAAAUAGACAUAAACUAUCGUAAGAAAGCUUCACAACUUUCAGAGAAACGCCUUGGUUACCUUCGAGAAGUUCUGACUAUCAUUCAUUCCGUUAAACUGAAUUGCUUGGAGCAUGUCUACGAGGGAAAGAUUCAAAGAACAAGAUGGUAAGUUUCUUUUAACAGAGCAAAGAGAAAAGGAAUGAUUAAAUUCAUAUUACACGCAUACUGUACCUAUUCCCAUGGCAUGUUAUUCCGCUAAAAAAUCUCUGACAUUCGAUUCGCAAACAUUCAAUCUCGAGCGCUUUACUAACCAUAUUAAUUUGACGGACUCAUACAAUAAAUUUUCUGAGCACCUUUUCUUUUUCUAGGCAAGAAAUAAAAUAUAAAGCAAAAAGGUGGAUUAUUCUUUCUGCGAGCUUUUCGUUUACUUCAUGUGGACAACAUCUGUCAACCUUUGUCAUUGUGCUGGUUCUCAUCUACACUGAUCGCUCUAUGCUGACUUUUGAUAAUCUAUUCACGAUAAUGGUGCUGUCUGUCGGCAUUGGUGAGAUUAUUUGCAUGAAAUUACCGAUUUCUAUUCAUUUCAGUACGGAUAUAAUCACCGGUCUUACUCGGAUACAGCGAUUCUUGGAAAGUUGCGAUGCUACACAUGAUACCAUUAAUGAAUUUCCGCCUACCAAAGGAAAGGUAUCAGAGAUAGAUGAGAAAUCAAGCGAUGAUAAAAAAUCUUCGGAGGUAGUUCGUGAAACUCCUUAUGUUUGCCUGGAUAACGUAUUUUGCAAACUACUCACAUCCAAUGCUUCAUAUGCACAAACGGAAGAUGUUACACUUUUAAAUGACAUUUCUAUCACAAUAUCAUCCAAGAAGUUAGUUAUAAUAACUGGCUCAGUUGGCAGUGGAAAGUCGUCACUGCUCUCAAGUAUUCUUCAUGGAGAACUUCAUAUAGCUAAGGGAUCUAUAAAACAUUUUGGAAACAUUGCGUAUGUUUCGGAUACGCCUUGGGUAUUUCCCGGCACCAUUCGAGAGAAUAUAUUAUUCGGCUUAGCGUAUGAUGAAGAAUGGUAUUCGAACACCAUCAAAGCUUGUCAGUUGGAGAGAGAUUUCAAAAGAUUCCCAGAUCAGGAUUUAUCACAUAUUGGAGAACACGGUGCAACAUUGAGUGGUGGACAACGGACACGUAUCGCAUUAGCACGGGCUGUGUACUCACGCGCUGAUAUAUAUCUACUGGAUGAUCCUUUCAGUUCUUUAGAUGCCAAGGUGGCAGAAAAUGUUUUCAACAAUGUUUUCAAAGGAUUGUUGUCAGAACGGAUUGUUUUUGCCGUUACACUCAAUCCUCGGUAUUUGGCCCAAGCUGACUACAUCGUGAAGUUAACAAAAGGUCAGUUAAAUUAUAUAUAAAACAUAAAAUUACAAAAACGUCUAUGCUCUCCUGAUAUCCUCCUUGUGGGUCUCUCAGGGGGUCUUUGUUCCCGUGUUCACUUUAAACGUUUCCUUUUGUUAUUUUGUUCCCAAAACGUUUCUGAGUCUACAUGUUUCCUUGUUCCCCAGCUGACUUUUUCGGCUUUCCAUUGCAAAAUAUCAGGCCUUGUUCUCUUGUUCGCUCAAAACCCGGUUAGCACUAUUUUCCAUCCAGCAAACUGACCUGACAUCAUUUUCGGAAGAUGGAAGAGGUGUUAAAUGGCUAUGUAACGCCAUUACACUGAAUCCUCGAUAUUUAGCCCAAGCUGACUACAUCGUGAAGUUGACAAAAGGUUAGUUAAAUUAUCAGUUAAAUCAUAAAAUCAAAAAACAUCUAUGCUCUCCCGGCUGAUAUCCUCCUUGAGGGUCUCCCAAGGGGUCUGUGUUCCCGUGUUCACUUCAAAUUUCUCUUCAUUCUUUUGUUCCCAAAACACAUUUCACUGUUCCAUUGUUCCCUAAGCCUACAUGUUUCCUUUUUCCGGCUUUUCCGUUGCAAAAUAUGCCUUGUUUCCUUGUUCGCCCAAAUCCAAACCUGGGAGUCCCGCCUUCUUUGGGUUACACAUAUGCAUAAAUAAACAAGAUGUGAGUUUUUCCAAUGGCUCCAUUUUAAGAAGGCUCUGCAUUUUUAGACACAACUUUUUAUAUAUUCAAUCUAUAGACAGAAUGAGCUUCCACUGUAAAACAAAGUCAUUGCUUAGAGGAUUAUAAUUCACACUUUCCGGUCCAAAUGUAUGGAAUACAAGUGGUAUGACGCUUCCCAGAGCGUGAAUGAGCCACAUUAUGCCAAGCAUAGGGGACUAGAAACAAGAAGAAGCGCGGGAACAGCCCCUGCUGCGCGCCACGUGGCGGAGCCCCCCGCAUCAUAUUCUGACUUUUUUCAAAUGUGUGAAUGAGCCAAGUUCAAGGUAAGUUUUCGCUGUAACAUUUUGCCUUUUCUGUGCAAAAUUAACCUAUAGUUAGUAGUAAUGAGUUCUAAGAAACGAUGGAGAUCUCGCAGCAGACAAAGUUCUGACGAGCGCUCCGUUAGUCGCCACAAACACAACAAACGCCGUCUCUCUGAAACCAGUAGGUCAUUUGGAUCGCGAUGCCAAUAACAAUGCCAAUAACAAUGUUAAUGCAAAUGUCUGGUUGUUAAUAACUUGGUUAAAAAAUAAACUUUGGUGUGGCCAUCAACGUGAGAGUCGAGAGGGACGGGGGUCCGUGUUCACCAAUUUACCCGUGGUCCGUGGUUGGCUCUCCCCGGCCUUGGUGCUUCACAAAGCCAAAAAGGAGGGAACAACGCUAGUGUUGGUUGCACGUCUAUGGACCGCACAACCUUGGUGGCCUCUGCUGAUAGAUCUAGAACUAAUUAUAGAUUACUCAAUCUAUCUAGGGAACAGUCCCAAAUUACAACAGGAUGUGUCCAAUCAAGGGCUACACACCCUCUUUUUCCCUCUCUGAAGUUAGCCGUAUGGACAAUAUCAGGUAAAAAACCCCAAAACAAUCGGAGUUUCAGAGACAGCUGUCGAUCUCCUCUGCAACAGCGUCAAGAGCAUAACCACCAAAACCUACAAUGUCUCCUGGACUCAGUGGAGUCGCUGGUGUUCGGAAAGGAAAAGUGAUCCCGUAUUAUGUCCAGUAUCUGACAUUUUGACCUUCCUAGCCGAACAAUUUUCGAAGGGUAAAGAAUACAGGACGGUAAAUGUGUUAAGAUCAGCAAUUUCCUCAGCUAACUGUCAUAUUGAUAACAAACCUGUUGGACAGCAUCCUCUCGUAUUGCGAUUAGUGAAGGGCGUGUCAAUCUCUCGUCCACCACAACCUAGGUACCAACACACUUGGGAUGUUUUUGUCGUUACUAAUACUACUAUAAUAGUGCAAUAACUUUGAAACAACUUUCACAGAAACUCUGUAUGUUAACCGAGCUUCUUUCAGGGCAAGUUAGCGCCAUCAUGGCUUCAUUGGACAUCACUUGCAUGCGCUACUACCCAGAAGGAGUUAAGUUCCCUCACACCAUUUUUCGCAAGCGGUCUCAUAGUGGAAAUUUAGGGGAAUUGGUUUAUCCUAAGUUUGCCAACGAAUCACUUUGUCUGGUUACGUGUCUAACGAACAAAAGGAUAGAAACAAAAGAACGACGACAAGCCAUGCCGUUUUCUAUCUUUCAAAAAGCCUCACAAACCUGUUUCCUCAUCGACGCUUUCACGUUGGGUUAAGGAAAUAAUCCGUCUGACUGGAAUUAAGGACGAUAUCUUUAAAGGUCACUCGGUUCGUGGGGCCUCAACCACUGCUGCCAAGACAGCUGGUUUAUCCAUCGAUAGUAUUUUAUCUAUGGCUGAUUGGACGAACAAAUCAACUUUUAAUAACUUUUAUUAUAGGCCUUCAUUGCCAAUAUCGUAUGAGACAUCUGUUUUGACUAACCCAAGUUAAUUUAUCAGUUCAUGUUUGUUUAUUUUUUAUUCAAAUUGAAUGAUUAGUUUGUUGUGUGUCAGUAAUUGUAUUCCAUACAUUUCGACCAGAAGUGUGAAGUAUAAUUUGAAUUAUACAAGGGCGCGCUCGUAUAAUCAUAAUUAUACGAGCACUGCGGCGCUUGUAUAAUUCAAAUUAUUAAAACCAUUCAUCUGAAGUUAAUCUUCGGUCAAAAAGAGACCAUUACUUGGGGGGUACGUUCAAAUAGUAUACUAGGGGAAGGGCAACAUGGGCUCUGUCUUUCCUGCCAAAUUACUCCAUACAUUUGUAACUCUGGGACUUCUUCCUCUUACCAAGACACAUUUUUUUCUAACAGAACGUGUUCGUAUGUGGUAUAUAUCUAGAUUAGGCAUUGUAAUAUAGUACUUCUUCGAUGCAUAAACACAUGUCUUGCUUCUAUCUUUACAAGUGCGCAUGCUCCUAAAGCAUGACGUAAUUAUUACGCCAUUAUUAACAUCACUGAGAGUAACAAUCCAAAAUUAUUAUAGCGUGAGAAUUGCAUGGCUGGAGAUGAUAAAUUUCUUCAAUGCAGGUAUGGUCGUCGCUCAGGGAACAGUGGAAGAAGUAAGGAAACAUAUACCAGAACUAGAGAUCGCUGAGAACAUCGAGAGCACGGUAGAAGAGACAGAGGAGGAGAGUGAACAUACAGAAAGAGAUGAUAAUCUUGCAGAAGCUGAACAGUUACGUGAAGCUGAAGAAGAUCGUAAAGUAGGAAGCGUUUCUUUCAAUGUUGAUGCAAAGUAUUUCAUGUUUGGUGCCCCAGCGUUGAUGCUUUUACUCUUUUUAUUGAUCAUUGUUGCUGGACAAGGUAAGACAAACUCCACUAAUGAAUAUACAGUAGAUGAAGAAACGUCGAAUAAUAUUUUCGUUUCAUUGCACUGUGUGCUGAAGGCAAUGGCCUCAGGACGAGGUUUCGUGCCAAACUAUAAUGUUUAUAUAUUAAGUUAGCGCUAAGCCUCGACAUGGUGUUGUUGUUUUGGACAAUUAGAGGGUAAUUCGGAAAAGACCCAUUCUUCGGCUAGGUUGAUGGACAGUGAAGAGACAAUAGUAUUACUGAAAGGUUUAUCUUGUAUCUCCUAAUAAAUUUGUGCUGGUGCCAAUAUGCAAAGCCGCUCGGUCUAAAUAUUAAUAAUUAACAAUUAUUGAAUUCGGUUUUCGCACGAUAUGAAGAAGUCAUCAGUUUGUGUUAUCAACCUCAGCCGAAUUGUUUAAUUAUUAUCUAAAAGAUGAAAGAGACGUCGAAAUAAUUGCCAGUUCUUUUUCCCAUUUGCAGAUAUUCUUUCCUUUUUUCUUUCAUAAGUAGGUUAAAACGUUUCAAAACCUUUUGUGACCGUUUUCGUUGAUAUUUCUUCUUCAUGUUUUAAAAGUUGUUUCCUUUAAACCUGCAAACAGGCGGCGUCAUUUUGUUUUGUUCGUGUUUCCACAUUUCGUAUUCGUAUUUCCACAGCACGACGUCAUUCCGUCGUACAUAAUAUUUUCAUAUUCAACGUUAUGUUGUUCAUACCAAAUUCAAAUUUGUUUACCUCAGCUGGGUUUUUAUUUGGGAUUGUGGUUUCAAGUAGCAUAUACUCGGGUGAAAUCGGGUGAUGGAUAGUGCUUUUCGCGCAAUUUGAUUGGUUGCUCAUAUCCGGAUAUCAUCUCCGGUUGCUUGUUGCUUCACCUCUGGACAAAAACAAAAUGGCUUCCCGCAUUCCGGUUACAAACGAGCACAUUUUUGCACUAAACGAACCUGUCGUUUCGCCAAACAGAAAAAUGCCACAAAGUUUUCUUUAAUGCUAUUUCUAAUGAAUAAAAUUACCAAAACCUUGUAAAUGCUGUUUUGUAUACAACCUCUUUAAAAAACAUUUUCGUUGUUUUUUAGUAAUUUUUGUUUUGUUGUGGCCAUGCUAACACAAUUAUUCGCCUCAACGCUUCGCAUUUGGUUGAAUAUCCUUACACGAUUCACUAUAUGUUUCCUUUUUGUAGGUCUCACGGUAUGGGUUGAUAUCCAAGUUUCAUCAUUACCGAAUAUUGUGAACGACGAAGAUAAGUUUCACCGCGCGUUAAUUGUCUAUCCAGUAUCUUUGGUGGUCACAAUAUUGAUAGUCAUUCUGUCAAAGUUAAGCAUAUUUCUUGUACCGAUUCGAGCUAACUACAGAGUCCACAAUAAAAUGGUUACUUGUCUACUUCAAGCCCCUAGUCAUUUCUACGCUGUGAAUUCUGCAGGUCGAAUACUGAACAGGUUUUCACAAGAUAUCAACAACUUGGACGAUCUUCUGCCAUUUAACUUGGUGUACUUCUUUCAAUGUGCGGCGCCCGGAUUGGGAGCAAUUGUUUUAUGUUUUCUCUCAAGUGUUUAUCUCAUACCAGUUUGUUUCGUUGUACUUGGUCUCUGUUUUGGUAUCUCAAAGUUUUUCUUCAGUAGCGCAAUGGACAUUAAACGUUUAAUGUCUGAGUCUGGUAGUCCCUUGUAUUCACAUUUUUCCAACACCAUGGAAGGAGUUAGAACAAUCCGCGUGCAUAAACGACAACAGAGUUUCAUAGAGUCUGCGUACAGGUAUUAGAAAUUGAAGUUCGUGAUAAUCCUGGUUAACACGUAUGAUCAUUCUAAGUCUAGGAAUAGAAAUAAGUGCGACGCUGGAGCGGCGUCUAAAUAAAUUAAGUUCGACAGGUUUUGAUUAGUUCGACACAACUCGUGACGAAGAUGUGACCAGUGAACUAUAUACACAGUUAUAUAGUUCAGUGAUUACGACAAGACUGUCAAGACAAGUCGUAUAUGCGACACUGGUUCGACAUUGAUUUAGACGCUGUGCUUUUCAUGCGCCAAACCUAGCUAAUGCAUAAUUAGUUUUCAAUAUUAUAAUAUGAUUAUCAUAUAUUUGCAUUGUAAAUAUAUCCAAUAUAGUGUCCUCGCAAUUUGGUAUGGCACAAUUAAGUUCGAUAUCUAAAUCAGUUUCCGAUAUUUUGCCGUAGUCUACGACAAUUAUAUUGGGCGCAUGAAAAGUUCGCCGUCUAAACCUAGCCUGUGUACAGCCGUUAAGGCGGACUUCCACUCAGUGCAUAAUGUCGCGCGAUCGACUUUUUCCGCGCGAAAUUACCGCUCUCUUUUUUAAGUGGAUUUCCAUUCCGUGCACGGGAAAAAAGCGCGCCAAAUUUAAAAACAAAUAUAGCGGCUAUCAACAAUUAACGGGUUGCUUUUCGCAGGUGGUUUAAUCGACGAAAAAUACUUGUAUUUUCGUUUGAUCUUUUCGUAUGGAAAGGCUAUGUUCCAUAAACGCGGUUCUUCAUUCACUAAAUGUAUAAAUAUUUUAACAUUGUAUUCAUGCGUUUGAACAAUGGAAAGAUUUUGUGCUAGUGAUGUUGAUGUUAUAGCAAUGUCUUCGCGGAACUCGUCGAUGUCGUCCACUUGAAAAUUUCGUUCGCUCAUGUCGUCGGUAGCCAUCUUUGUUUGCUAUAAAUUUUGAUUUUGCGAGCGAAUAAGUAGAAAGCCGGUCUAUUCGAUCGCGCGUUCUUCAAGUCUUUGCAAUGCGUAUGUGCAAUUAUCCAUUCCGAAGUUGAUGAGUGGACUGGGGACGAGUGUUAAAAAGUGUCCAAAUUAAGAAAUGAACCUAAUCACUAAAAAGACCACCUCAAAAUUAGUAUACAAAGUUUGUAGAUGUUUAGAUGAAUAUCCUUCGAAUAAUAAGCUUUCGAAAAUCGUGAUAUUUACUAUGAAAUGUAUUGUAAUUUUUGUUUUCGGGACGCGUGUCCCAAAAACAAUCUUUUAAUCAGUAAUUUCACGAUAUUCGAAAGCUUAUUAUUCGAAGGGUAUUCAUGUAAACGUCUUCAAACUUUAUAUACUUACUAAUUUUGAGGUGGUCUUUUUAGUGAUUUGGUUCAUUUCUUAAUUUGAGCACUUUUUAACACUCGUUCGCAGUCCACUCAUCAACUUCGGAAUGGCUAAUUAGAAAACCGCUCGGAAAAAGUCGAUUGCGCGACAUUUUCCGCUGAAUGGAAAUCCGCCUUUACUCUCGACGAAGCGCGCGAGACUGAACGUCUGUGAGUUGGAUGCAUAGUCCUUGUUCAGGUCACGUGGAUAGUUCCCAGAUUUGGGGACCGCCUCUGAUUGUACAGUGCUUGAUUUGAAUAAUUUUUGACAAAUGCAUGCAGCUAUUUCAUUGGUUAAUUGAUAAUUAGCAUGCGUUUAAAUUACUUUAAAAUAACAACACAAAAAUUUUAAAAUUCCAGAUCAAGAAUCAAGAUUUCCUUCGGGGCAUGCAUACAAAGGUUUGAAAGACUUGAAAUACAAUCUGUCGAGUUUAAUUUUGUGCUGUAUCGAAGUUUAAGAAAAUCAAGAUAAAUUCUAGUGUUUGGACACUCAGCGAACAAUGCCGACAAAUAUACAGUUAUGCGGCGAUUUCUUGCAGGUAUUUGCUGGCAAUUCUCUCGUUGAUUGCGAUUAAAAAUAGCCAGCGGGAGAGUCAAGAGGGACAAGGGGCCCGUGUUCACCAAUCGUAUUUUGUCCCGGGGCCCGUGGUUGGCUCUCGCCGGCCUUGUCCUGGAGAUAAAGCAUUUUCUUUACAUGUAAUGUGUUUAACUUCGUCUUACUUGACCAGUUAACUUUUAAUUGCUUUAAAAUGCAUAACCAGUUGUGUUUAUAUUUAAUACUUUGUCUUUGUAAACAAAUAUACGCCAUGUAUAUGUACGCCAAGAACUGAGCUUGUACACCGGACGUGCCGGCAAUGAUCAUCGUUCAUCGUUCCAACUCAAAACAAAUCUCUUCAUGGAUUUUAAAAUUCCAGAUCAAGAAUCAAGAUUUCUUUCGGGGCAUACAAAGGUUUGAAAGACUUGAAAUACAAUCUGAAAAACAAUACACGAGAAAUAUAUGCAACAUUCAAUACAAAUUUCAAACCUUUGUAUGCCCCGAAGGAAAUCUUGAUUCUUGAUCUGGAAUUUUAAAAUUUUUGUAUUGUCAUUUUAAACGCAUGCUAAUUAUCAAUUAACCAAUGAAAUAGCUUCAUUUGUCAUAAAUUAUUCAAGGCGCUGUCCAAUCAGAGGCGGUCCCCAAAUCUGGGAACUAUCCACGUGACCUGAACAAGGAUUAUGCAUCCAACUCACAGACGUUCUCUCGCGCGCUUCGUCGAGAGUAACGGCUGUACACAGGCUAUCUAAACCAGGCCUAACAAUUUUUACUUAUCUAUCAAUCUGUACAUGAUUGAUCCAGAUUCAUGCACCAUUCAUAAACCAUUUUGCAUAAUUGCUGGAACUUAUAAAUAUACAUGCAUGUUCAUUCAUUCAUACACAAAUUCAUAGCAAAAACUAUGCAAAAUUCGUGUUUUCAAGGAAAAAUCAUUAACACGAGAGCCCUGGUUGAAAAGUCCUGCGAAACAAAAAUAUUCAAAAUGCCAUAUUUAUAAUAUUUUGAAAUGGUCAAAUUUCCAAUUUUUUUUCAAGGCACAUUGAUCAUCAGCAUGAAGCCAUGUUUGCUUAUUAUACAGCAGCUCGUUGGUUUGGAAUAACCCUGGACCUGGUUCUUGGUAUGUUCUGCGUUCUUGUUGGUUUGUUUGAAUUGUACACAGUGAAAGAUUCCUCAACAGCAGGUAUGAAUGCAUAUCAUUUACUUAGUAUAACAGAUGGAAAUUUAGUAUUCCUUAAACUUGGCGUUAUAGUUGAAAAUUUUAUGUGUUGCUACAACUAAGAUUGUCCUCUGAUAUUUUAAUUAAAGUUUGGAUACUAUUACCUAUUGCAGCUGGAACAUAUACUAUAAGAUUAAAUAUUAUAUGAUUAUCAUGCGUUACUAUUAUAACACUACAAUUACAAAAACAGCUAUCAUCACACCAUGCGACCAUGCAACAUAUAUUACCACCACGAACACAUCAGCAUAACUUUCAACACAAUAACAAUCAUCACAACCAUGCAUGGUUUCUGCUGAUAUAAUCAUAUAAUCCUAUAACUAUCGCCAUCAUCACAACCACUAACUACCGUAUUUACUACCAUACCAUGCAGAAGCAUCAUCACAACCGCCACCAUCACCAUCAAAACUAUAUCACCAGCAUCACAACAACCAUUUAUGAUACCAUCAUUAGUAUCAGGUGUGACAACUAUUCACAAUCAACGAUGCACAAAUGACUAUAUAUUACUACCACAACAACUACAUCAGAAAGGUACCAGGUUAGAAUGCAGUACUUAGAAACAUGCAGGAAAUUUAUUUCUGUUUCACUACAGGGAUUUAGAUUUAUAAGAAGAUAAAUAAACAUUAUAGUGUCAGAAAUAUAAUGUGGUUCGAUUUUUGAUAAUUUUAGUUGUUGGCGCAGUGACCAUUUUGUAUGCGUUUCGCUCUUCUGGAUACACCACAGGCAUGGUACGUAGUGCUGUGGAGGUUCAUGCUCAGAUGACGUCUGCUGAAAGAAUUUUGGCUUACACUGAGAUCGUACCAGAGAAGGGACGGGCGAUCAAGGAACAGCCUCCUAAAGAUUGGCCAGAAAGUGGAAUCAUACAAUUUAACAAUGUUUCACUUCGACAUUAUAAAGAUGGACCUAUAGUUUUGAAGGACCUGUCAUUUGAAAUUAAUCCAGCUGAGAAGAUUGGUAUUGUUGGAAGGACAGGUGCUGGUAAAUCUUCUUUGGUUGCUGCACUGAUGAGAAUUGGCGAAACUGAAGGAAAUAUUAUUAUAGAUAGUUUAUGUAUUGAAGAGUUAAAUACCCUAUCUACUCGUCAACGGAUUUCUGUUAUUUCUCAGUCUCCUGUACUAUUUAAUGGCACUAUCAGAGAGAACAUGAACCCGACAGGUGAACUUGAUGAUUCUGAAAUAUGGAAUGUUUUGGAUCAGAUGCAAUUGGGCAUUCUUGUUGGAAGUUUACCAAAAAAACUGGAUAACGAAUGCACUGGUGGUGGUUCGAAUUUUAGCGUUGGUCAGCGACAGCUAUUUCAUCUUGCAAGAGUUUUGUUGAAACGAAACAAAAUUAUAAUCUUUGAUGAAGCUACUGGGAAGGUAGACCAGAAAACUGCUGGACAAAUCCAGAAUGUUAUUCACGGCGUGUUUAAAGAUUGUACAGUAAUAACAAUCUCACAUCGUAUGGCUACGAUACAGGAGUGUGACAGAAUUAUGGUGUUGGAUCAAGGUUCAAUUGUUGAGUUUGACAAACCAGAUGUUCUACUCAACAAGGAGAAAG
Molecule: messenger RNA, 11335 nt
Organism: Paramuricea clavata
Lineage: Eukaryota; Metazoa; Cnidaria; Anthozoa; Malacalcyonacea; Plexauridae
Source: the annotation of a GenBank genome assembly